Sesamum indicum (sesame) is the source of this 870-nucleotide messenger RNA. RefSeq lists its product as uncharacterized. The record is from RefSeq and is a predicted model, not a curated record. Lineage: Eukaryota; Viridiplantae; Streptophyta; Magnoliopsida; Lamiales; Pedaliaceae.
AUGGUGACGGCAGAAUUCAGCAAUUCAGCUGGUAAUGAAGCCACUUCGCGUGGCAAUAUUGAUCCGGAUUUUAUGCAACUCCAAUCUUCAGAUCACCGUGGGAUGGUGAUGGUGUCUGCCUUACUUACAGGCAACAAUUAUUUUGCUUGGAGCCGUGCUGUUAAAAGAGCACUCACAGCAAAAAUGAAAAUAGACUUCGUUGAUGGAACAGUAGUGCGACCAGCUGCAAACACAGCUGAGUUUAACAGAUGGAAUCGCAUAGAUUCCGUGGUCACUACCUGGAUUUUGAAUUGUAUGAAAAAAUAUUUAGCACAAUCCUUCAUGUAUGUAGGAUCUGCUCGAGAGCUUUGGAUUGAGCUAGAAGCUCGAUAUGGGGAAAGCAACAACCCCAUGAUCUAUCAGCUGCAAAGGGAAAUUGGGCAAGUUACACAAGAAAACAUGUCUGUAACUGAGUAUUAUACUAAAUUGAAGCGACUGUGGGACGAGCUUAUGUGCUUGGCACCAGCACCAAAAUGCAUAUGUACAGGUUGUACAUGUGGAGUGAAUAAAGCCAUGGCAGAAAUGAGUGCAUCGAAUCACUUGAUACAAUUUUUGGUUGGUCUGAAUAAUGUAUAUGACCAAGCUAGAAGCCAGAUACUGCUCUUAGAACCCGUGCCUACGGUUACCAAAGCUUACUCUAUGUUGAUCAGAAUAGAAAAACAGAUGAACUUGAACAACGUAGAAUUCAACAGUGGUGCAGCUUUUCAUGUUAAAGGCUACAAUUAUAAGAAGAAACCUGCUUUUGACAGAAGGCAGGUGAUAUGUGAGCAUUGUCAAAGGAUAGGGCAUACAAAGGACUCAUGCUUCAUGCUGCAUGGAAUACCAGAUUAG